GAUGAAAAUCUGCUUCAGGUUUGAAUUUUUUCUCCCUUAGAGGGAAAAUGAGCUGAAACACAAACAGUCUGAGGAUAAAGAGACAAACACACGGCAGCCGACACAAUCGAGUCAGACAGACAGACAGACAGGAUCCUGAUGUCUGUGUACAGCAGAAGACCCACUGAUGGAGCUGUCCUCCAGCUGCACCAGGAGGCCCAGUCAGAGCCUCCACCCUGUAAGAGGAGGAGCAGAGAGAAGGUGGAGGUGAUGAAGAGGAGGAGGAGGAAGAGGACAGCAGGAGGCUUUGGGGAGAACAGAGAUCCAGGAGAAGAUCUGCAGAGGAAUGUUGGCGCACAGAACCUGAAGAGAGAGCACAGAACAACCAGGACUGCAGUCAGGACUGGGUCUGUGUUCAGGAGAGGUGAGAUCCAGUCCUGCAGACCUGAGGUCAGAGUGGCCCUGAUUAGGAAGACCAGGAUCCAGACUUCAGUCCGGACCUCUGUCAGGACUGUGGAGCUCACAGGGUCUGAACUAAGUCAGGGUCUGAUCCUCACAGACCAGCCUGAUCCAGGAUCCACUGAGACCCAGCUAGAACAGAGACCAACCAAGCUUGGACAGACCAGGACCACAGAGUUCACCCAUGAGGUAAGGCCCAGGUCCAAGGUAAGAUCCAGGUCAACAUCCAGAUCCAGGUCCAGGUCGACGUCCAUGGCAGGUGUGGUCUCUGUUCAGUCCUCUGAGACCAGGUCCAGCAGGAGGUCUGACAUAAUCCCAGAUCCAGCUGGAAUCAGGUCUACGUCGACGAGGAGGAGGACCAAGAUUCACCCAUCUGUGUUCAGAGGAAGAGGUCAGCUGAGGCUGUCGAUCACUCCAGAGGUGGGCCAGCUUGUCAUUCACAUCAUCGAAGCCCGAGGCCUGAUGGGAAAAUCUCACAGGUCAUGUGACUCUUACGUGAAGCUGGUGGUGACCUCUGACCAUCACCGCAGCAUCACCAUGAAAACUCCAACAGUCCUGAACAAGAAAAACCCAGAAUACAACCAGAGCUUCACACUGUGUAUCAGUGAUGACAUCCUCCUGAAUAGGUUGUUGGUCUCAGUGUUCAGCAGGUGUGGUCAGCUGAUUGGCUGUAUGAGCUUUGGGAUUGGCUCUCUUAUCUCAUCCUCAAAGGUUAUCACUGGUUGGUUCUACCUUCUUGGGGAGGAGUUUGGGUGGAGAAAACACCUGAAUGUGACAUCACAACAGAACAAACAAAUAAGGAGCCUGAAGGACAAAGCAGAGAACUGUGCAGAACUCAGGAGGACUCCAGACUCUGCUCCAGAUACAGACCAGAACCACAUCACCACCUCCACUUCCACCACCUCCACCCUGUCGAACAGCACCACCACUGCUGGACUCAGAGACCUGACCAACAGCUUGACCUCCAGCUGCCUCCACACCCUUGACCCCACCAACGAUAACUUCAGCAGCUAUGCCUCCAUCCUGUGUGCCAACACCAACCAGCGCCAGGUGACCAAAACCAGCGGUAGCACCACCCAGAGAUUGACGGUGAACGUCAUUCGAGGUAAAGACGGUUUUGGAUUCACGAUCUGUUCUGACUGUCCAGUCCGAGUCCAGGCUGUCGACUCAGGCGGACCGGCUCAUCAGUCCGGUCUCCGCCAGGGAGACUCGGUCCUGCAGCUCAACGGACUUCCUGUAGAAACCUGGAAGUGUGUCGACCUCGCCCACGCCAUCAGGAGCUGUCCGUCUCAGAUUAUGUUGGUGGUGUGGAGAGGUUUACCUGAGCUCAGGUCAGGAUGUGAAGCUUUGCCCCGCCCACAGACGCACAACAUGACAACAGGCAGGAAGCUGCUGCCUCACCCCACACACAGUAAACAUGGCCGCAGGUGGGGUCAGCGGUCGGGUGUCAGGUCCAGUCUGGGGGCUCUGGGUUCUCUUUGGAGGGACAGGAACGACGACCAGGAGGAGGAAAAGGAGGAGGAGGAGGAAGCAACUGAGUUCUCACCCCGAACCACCACACUGAAGGGAACCCGCAUGACAUCAUCACAAGGAGACAAUUACAUCAUCCUCUCACCAGUCAGUACAGGAGGACAGCUGCUGCAGCCGGUUUAUCACAACAGAAACGGAGCCAUCGGCCGUCUGUACCAGACUCACCCCAGCAGAGGACAGAACCUCCUUCAUGACCCUCGAUCAUCAUCAUCACAGCAACCGUUCUCCAGUCACACCUCCACUCUGCCCCCACCCCCCUCCACCUCUACCUCCUCUUCAUCAGCCCCACCCAGUAGCUUUGGCAACUACCAGAACUGCACCAUCGUCCAAUCACAUCUGCCCUGCUCCUCCUAUGGAACCUAUGUCAGCCUGGCGCCCAAAACUCUCAUCUUCCCCAUCUUUGUCCAGCCUCUGGAUCUGUGUAGUCCAGACAGAACCCUGCUGAUGGCCGAGGAGAUGGUUCUCCACCAGGCUGACCUGCUGCCUAUGAAGGUGACAGUGUUGAUCUACAGUGAUCUGCUGCUCUUCACUAGAGAGGAUGAGGCCGGACGCUGCAACGUUCUACAGAGUCCAGUGUACCUGAACACACUGCAGCUCAGAGAGGUGGCGUCGGAGCCCCUCCACGUCUACUUCCUACAGAGCUCUCAGACGUGUUGGCGUUGUCUCUUCAGUCUGGAGGCGUUCAGCAUCGAGCAGAAGGUCAGAGUCAGCCUCUGUCUCCAUGAUAACAUCCAGCUGCAGCUGGUCACCACAGAGACCGGGCACGCCCACCACCAGCUCUCAGACCUCCCCUCAGACUUCGGCCUCCUCUCUCUCCCCCAGUCUGACCUCCUUUAUCGUUCCUCCUCUCCGUACUCCUCCUCUGUUCCUCCCAACCUCUGCCCCUCCUCCUCUAUCUGUGACCCUCUGAAACCUCCAUCCCCCUCUCCUUUCUCCCCCAGCUCUCCCUUCUCCUCCUCCAGUCCUCCUCCACCCUUUUCCUCUCUACCUCCAUAUACUGCCUCACCUCCUUCCAGGACCUUUACCUCAUCAUCUCAGCUUCUCCCCCCACCUCCCUCUUCCUCCUACACCCAGAGGAGUCCAGUCUGGAAGGCGAGGGGAGGAGCAGAGGAGGAGGAAAGGACAAUUAGAAGGAAGGAGGAGGUGGUGGAGGAGCGUCAGCAGGGGGAGGGAGAGAGCGCCUCUGAAACAUCUGAGAAUGUGGGAGGAGUUGUGGGGCGGAGCCUACAGCUCAGCCUGCACCACUUCAACAUGAAGGGGGAGGAGAGUGAUGAAGAGGAGGAGAAGGGAGGAGAUGCUGAGGAGUUCACCUCCUACUACAGACCUGAAGUUCUACGCCGCUCUCUCUCUGAGGGUUCUCUACUCCAGGAACCUCGUUCGCCCCGCUUCCUCUCCGACAGUACCAUCCACCAACUGACCCGCCCCACCACCUUUGACCUGGACCUGGAUCCUGCCCCCCAGCCUCCCUCCAUCCACACCCUGAGGAAACAGCUGACCAAAGAGGGGGGGUCUCUGCAGCACAUGCUGCUGCUCCUCAAUGGCACCAAGGAUGCUGAAUUCAGAAACCUUCAACUGAGGAAAAAAACUAAGAGUCUAGCCGCUGACGUUCGAAGCCGCCUGCUGUUUCUACGACGACUGAAAAACAGCAGCUGUGUGGAGGGUAACAGUUUGGAGAAAGCUCUGAGAAACAACAGACCAUCUACAAAGGAGGUGCUGAGGUGGGCGGAGAGUCUGGAGGCUCUGCUGACCAAUCAGUAUGGUCUGGCAGUGUUUCGUCACUUCCUGAGGUCAGAGUUCAGUGAGGAGAACCUCGACUUCUGGUUGGCUGUGGAGACAUUCAAGAGGACACGCCCCCUCAGCAAGAUGGCUGCCAGAGCUGUGAAACUCUACGAAGAGUUUAUUUCAACCAAUGCAGCGAGACAGGUCAACGUGGACUCAACUGUCAGAGAAUCGACCAAUCAGAGCCUGCUUCUUGGCGUUAACCCUGCCUCUUUCCAGUUGGCCCAGGAUCAGAUUUUCAGCCUGAUGGAGACCGACAGUUACCCACGUUUCCUCAGGUCCCGCCUCUAUGCACAGCUGGCCAAUCAGGGCACACAGAUGGCCAGUUAAAACAGAGCUUUUUGACACCAGACAGCCAAUCAUAAGUGAGGAGGAGACAGAGUCCAGAUUUAUGGUUAGCCAAUCAGAGGCUCCAAGCAGCCCUAUUCAGAGAAGAGCUGGCCAAUAAAAGACACGUUCCAGCUGCAUUAUGGGAAACAUAGUGUUCACUGUUUCAGUCUCUAUUGCUCAGAUCGACCUUGUGUUUUCUAAAAAAAAAAUAUAUGAUCAGCUUGUAAAACAGAACUGAUGAUAUCAUCAGCUUGACUCUGAGUUUACUCUGUUAGCUCAUGUUAGCAUGCUAACUUGCUAAAUUUAGAUAGUGAGGAUAAAACCUGCUAAACAUGUAAGUAUGUUGGUGUAGCUGUUAGCAUAGCUGAAGGCUGAUUAUUCCUCUUAUUGUUGAUGAAGACAAAAUCAGUUAAUCUGCUGUUUUUAUUCACAUUUUAAAUGUUUUUAUUAGAACUCUGCAGACAUGUUGAAACAUCUGUAGAAACAUCUGUUGGAUUCUGACUUUAUGGAUUUUUACUCUUAGUUUUUCAUGUAACUGAAAUUAGUGAAUUAUGUGUUUUAUCAAACUGUAACUGAAGAUUAUUAAAGAUGAUGAUAAAGAUAAAAGCGGAGUGAGUGGUAACAUUUCUGCAGGCUCCGGUUGAAAUGUUUGUUUUAGUCCUAGAAUUGUGAACCUUUCCUGUAUACCAAAAAAUAUAAGUAUGAGAAUAUACCGAGAAAAUAAAUAAA
Messenger RNA from Acanthopagrus latus (yellowfin seabream), 4806 nucleotides. Its product is annotated as regulator of G-protein signaling 3-like. Gene Ontology annotation, cellular component: nucleus; plasma membrane. Lineage: Eukaryota; Metazoa; Chordata; Actinopteri; Spariformes; Sparidae. Gene Ontology annotation, biological process: signal transduction. The transcript is spliced from 27 exons. Bases 139 to 4077 code for a protein of 1312 amino acids. Gene Ontology annotation, molecular function: protein binding. The record is from RefSeq and is a predicted model, not a curated record.